Messenger RNA from Oncorhynchus keta (chum salmon), 5720 nucleotides. Its product is annotated as coiled-coil domain-containing protein 120-like. The record is from RefSeq and is a predicted model, not a curated record. The coding region runs from base 368 to 2197 and encodes 609 amino acids. The transcript has 11 exons. Lineage: Eukaryota; Metazoa; Chordata; Actinopteri; Salmoniformes; Salmonidae.
AGCCUAUUUGCUUCUUUAUCAAGGGUUGAGCACGCUACUAAUUUACAUACAAGGUGUGGUGACCAUGGUUUGUGAAUUUAGCAAACAGUAUAGGCUAUAAUGUAGGACGACACGGAGCGCGCCACGGAUUGGAAAUGUAGGCAAAACGCAGGAUUUAGCAUUAGAGACCUGAAAAGAAUCACAGAGGCUCCCCCCACUGGCGGUGGCUGGGAUCACUUUAUUGUUUUUGACUAGUGGAAGACACAUUCUUACUGGUUUAACAAAAAUAGAUGGCUAACCAAACUACUGGAGAACACAUGCUUGAAGUUGCUAGGUGAGGUUUUGAUUGGCUGAGGUUUGAGAAGCACGACCUCACAAAUCAGACCACAUGGAGGUCAAAGGGCGCCUCAUCACAUCCAUGAGUGUGGGGGCUCCAGAUCAGGACAGCAAGCUGCAAGCUGAACGCAUCUCAGCACUGCAGGAGAGAAAGCAACUCCUGGAGGACCUCCUCAGCAGCCGAGUGGGAGAGCUGAGACAAGUGUGUCUGCUGGAGGCGGAGCUGACCGGGAAGGUCCCACAUGUUUUCCCCCUGGAGACAGGAGAGAGAGCUCCCGUUGUACAGCGCAGGUCUGGCCUGCCACAUAACAACACCAGGGGAGAGGAUGAGACAGGUCAGCGAAGGCAGAUGAAAACAAUCUUCAGUGGUGCUCUGUACAGGCACUCAGAGUCAGACAGGAAUGUCCCCAACAGCAGGAGGACCGUUCACCGGGGAUGCCACACAGAGGACACGGUGAUGUCAGAGAGCACUAGCUCCAUGUCAGAUUCAACAUCCCAUGACAACGAGGAGUCCUCUCCCAGUGUGGCAGCAGACCACCGCUCCAUGUCCCAGCCCCGUCUGUCCCUGGGCAGCCCAGACCACCAGGUCUGUAGGAAACUGUCCCCAGUGGAGAUAUACUAUGAAAUGAGGACGCGCCGUAACUCUGUGACCAGCUCCAUCAGCCCUAGUCAUUCUCUACCAAGGAGUACAUCUAAUGUUGAAGGCAGAAGUGUUCCUGCUACCCCCCUCAUCGCCCGGACUGCCCCAAUCAGUGUUCAUGUCAGAUCGGAUGGCUCUGGUGGGAUUGCACUAAAGCAGUGGUCUGGCAGCCUGGAUGUACCUCAUAUGGUGCCCUUAACCCAGGAAGGCUCCUCCUCGGAGCGCAGAGGCUGCCCGUACAGCUCCCGUGCCCGGCGGAGCAACAGUUCUGAGGCCUUGCUUGACCGCUCCAGUCUCCCCGAGGACCCAGGCCCCAGGAACGGGAUGCCCGCCAAAGGAGGGCCUUACAAAAGCUCUGAGACCCUCACUGAUGGCAAGCUGAGGCACAUCCACCUGGGCAGUCCUGAGAGACACUUGGACGGCUCUGUGGAGCAGGGCAACAGGCUGUCCAUGGGUGGGAGAGGAGAAGCAGGGGGAGGGGGUUACAACGAGCUCCUAAUGGAUUACAUCUGGGGGAAGCAACAGAGGAUUCAAGUGCAACACCAGCUGUACCAAUCAACAGGUAGAAUCUGGCAGGACAUUUCCUCUCCUCGAUCGUCCACUGCUGCAGUGCCUCCUCAAGCCAACGGCUUCUCCCUAUCCCAGGUGCAUCUACCCAGUGCUGCCCCACCCUACAGCCCCAUGGUGAUCCGUGGCUCCCAGGCUGAGCCUCACAGAGUCAAAGUCACGCGGACCAAGUCCUGUGGACCCUUCAUCCCCCUGCAGCAUGACACCAUCCUGCUCUCUGCCUAUGAGUCUCCCCACCCUGCCCCAAGCUCCACUACCUCCUCCAUUCCCAACCUGCACCCCUACCAGACUGAGCUGUCCGGCCCCUCAUUCAAUCACAGGCCUCCCCAGUUCUCUCGCCCAACCCCGGAGGACUCGACGAGGAGUCUACAUAAAGCUCUGGCGCUGGAGGGUCUCAGAGACUGGUACCUGAGGAACGCCCUUGGCUAUCCUACUACCACGUCAAAGGGGCAUGAUUCAGGGGUCUCCCGCCUCUCACACCCUUUGGUGCACCAGGCUCAGUCUAUACAAGGUGAUCCACUCCAUAGGUCCCAGAUGUCUCAGUCAGCCAGCUUCCAUGGCCACCCACUGCAUGGAAGGUCAAUGGAGUUCUCACUGUAUCAAGAGCCCGUUCAUCCUCAGAUGCAAGACAUGACUCCGAAGGAGCCCAGCGCUGACCCUGGCACGUUGGUCUAAUGUAGCUGAAUCAUUUUUUAAACACAUACUUGCACACACACACACACACACACACACACACACACACACACACACACACACACACACACACACACACACACACACACACACACACACACACACACACACACACACACACACACACACACACACACACACACACACACACAGAGAUCCAGACAAUGUAAAAGGAGCUGAUAUAAGGUGACCUCACAAGCUAAAAAAAACACAUUACAACCCCAGCAGAAAAAGACUGUAAAGCCGUUCUGAAUGCCCUGUUAUUCUGUAGCUACCGUAUACUGUAUUGUAUUCUAUCGUUGGUCAGACCCAAGCCACAUGUAACAAACAUCCUCCUUGUUUAACCUAACAAAUCUCCCAAGAUAUAAUUUUUUUACAGAAUAUAGUAUAUGUAUUCUAAAUAACUAUUUUGUAUCUUAUGAGGUAUAAAGAAUAGAUAUAGAACAGGUCAUGUAUUGCUCAUUAGUCUUGUGAUUUACAAACAUAUGUAAUGAACUCAUAUGAUCUAAAAAGUAUUUAGACACCAGUGAAUGUGUAAAUGUACAUGUUUGUAAAGAUGAAUAUAUUACAUCUGUCUUAUCUUUUCAUCUGUCCAUCAAACAUGCAUUGGCUUGCUAUUUCUCAUUUUUGUUAAAUGAAUGGGGACUUACAUUGCAAUAUCGUAGACUGAGGAACAGGAGCUGUGGCUCUGUGUUUAAAACAGAACCCUACCUUUUGUAAAAACGUUAGUGUUUUCUAAUAAUCUGCAAUGCUAACACUAAUCCUUUCAAAGCUUGGUCUUCAAUCAACAAAUGAAAGUAAUGCCUGUUGUUGCCAAAUUGAGUUGUUUCAUGCAAUCUCAUUUUUCUGCAUUUUUUGAGUCCAGCUGCUGAAAGUCAUAAUAGUAAAGUUCAGAGGGCUUUUACUGGUCUAGGACAGUCGUUUAAUGAACUUUCUAGUCAUUUUUAUUCAUUCAGUUGCGUAGCAUGUUUUUCUUCAGAGCACUUUAUGAAUGUCAAAAGCCUUAACCCCUCAAAAGCAAGUAGAACAGUGGGAUGGGACAUUUUCCCCAAGAGAGAACACUUGAAAACCAGAAAAUGGUUGACAGGGUAUCAAGUUUGAGCAAAUAAGAAAAUGUGUGGCCCAAUUGGACAUUCAAGAUCAACAAUAAACCACAUAUUUGGAUCUGUAUAUAUCAUGAUAAUAAGAAAGAUUUGACAAUAAAUUCCUUUUAAAAGGAUCUAACAAGAACAGGGCUAGGGAUGGCACUGCUGAAUGAUGGCAUGAGCAGGCCUUAUGUCAGAACUGUGCUAGUAGGAGAUUCCAUUUCCAAUGUAUCAUGUUGUCAUACGCUACUACUAGUGUUGGCACAAUGUUAUCAUAAUGAUACAAAUAUUUUAAGUCAUUAAUGCCACCACAAUUCAAGAAUGACCCUUUUAUAAGCUUCCCAUGAUGUGCUACGUGACCAAAAUUAUGUGGACACCUGCUAAUCGAACGUCUCAUUCCAAAAUCAUGGGCAUUAAUAUGGAGUUGGUCCCCCCUUUGUUGCUAUAACAGCCUCCACUCUUCUGGGAAGCCCUUCCAAUAGAUGUUGGAACAUUGCUACUGGGACUUUCUCCCAUUCAGCCACAAGUGCAUUAGUGAGGUCAGGCACUGAUGUUGGGCGAUUAAACCUGGCUCGCAGUCAGCGUUCCAAUUCAUCCCAAAGGUGAUCGAUGGGGUUGAGGUCAGGCCUCUGUGCAGGCUAGUGAAGUUCUUCCACACCAAUCUCAACAAACCCUUUCUGUAUGGACCUCGCCUUGUACACGAGGGAAUUGUCAUGCUGAAACAGAAAAGGGCCUUCCCCAAAUGUUGUCACAGAAUUGGAUGCACAGAAUUGUCUAGAAUGUCAUUGUAUGCUGUAGCGUUAAGACCUCCCUUCACUGGUACUAAGGGGCCUAGCCCAAACCGUGAAAAACAGCCCCAGACCAUUAUUCCUCCUCCACCAACUUCACAGUUGGCACUAUGCAUUGGGGCAGGUAGCAUUCUCCUGGCAUCCUCUAAAACCCAGAUUUGUCCGUUGGACUGCCAGAUGGUGAAGCGUGAUUCAUCACUCCAGAGAACGCGUUUCCACUGCUCCAGAGUCCAAUGAUGGCGAGCUUUACACCACCCUAGCCGAAGCUUGGCAUUGCGCGUGGUGAUCUUAGGCUUGUCUGUGGCUGCUCGGCCAUGGAAACCCAUUUUAUGAAGCUCCAGACUAACACUUAUUGUGCUGACUUUGCUUCCAGAGGCAGUUUGGAACUCUGUAGUGAGUGUUGCAACCAAGAACAGGCGAUUUUUAUGCACUACGCGCUUUAGCACUCAGCGGUCCCGUUCUGUGAGCUUGUGUGGCCUACCACUUAGCUGCUGAGCCGUUGUUGCUCCUAGACGUUUCCACUUCACAAUAACAGCACUUACAGUUGACCGGGGCAGCUCUAGCAGGGCAGAAAUUUGAUUAACUGACUUGUUGGAAAGGUGGCAUCCUAUGACGGUGCCUCAUUAAAAGUCACUGAGCUCUUCAGAAAAGGCCAUUCUACUGCCAAUGUUUGUCAAAGGAGAUUGCAUUACUGUGUGCUCGAUUUUAUACACCUGUCCGUAAUGGUUGUGGCUGAAAUAACAGAAUCCGCUAAUUUGAAGGGGUGUCCACAUACUUUUGUAUUUAUAGUGUAUGUGCUUGCCUGUUCUUGUGUAUCAUAGGUUCAUGAUUAUACCAUUAUAAAAGUGCAAAAUUAACUAAAUUAAUGGUAGGAAAGGAAUACCUCUGGAAUAAUAUUGAAAGUGUAAGUGUAUUUCUUCAUUGAUCAUUAUGGUGCAAACUGUCAUCUGAAAACAAAAAAAGUAUGUACGUAGCUAAUAAUGAUCUUUCAUUUUUACUGAGGAUAAUAGACUCAUGAAUGCCAUGGCUUUUCAUCUAUUGACAUGUUUUACAGCUGAAAAUGUUCCUUUCUUCUCAAGUACCUUUAGUGGAAUGUUAUAUGGUUUUAAAUGUUGCUGUUUUCCCAUUCAGUAGUUAGUCUGUGAAAUUCUUCCAGCUAGUUUAAACCUGAAACUGAUGACCAAACUGCUGUGCAUUGGGGGUCGUAAAUGUAUUUUUCAGGUGAUGUAACUAAUGUCUGUAAAACAUAAAUGAAUAUACACUCAGCUCAAAGCAAAUUUAUCCAGAAUAUAUAUUGUAUAUUUAUGAACUUAUAAUAUUUUGUAUCUUUUUGUGAAAUACACUUCUGUCAUAAAGCCCAUACAAUUCUCAGCACCAGCAAGAUAAGUGUGGUGUUAAUUGACAUUUACAAAUGUAUUUGUUUUUCGAUUUUUGGAGUAAUGCCACAAAUGAGUUAUAUUGAUUGACUGGAAUGAGUUGAGACAUGUUUUUUUCAUCCCAUUACACGAUGACCAUAUUUGAAAGGGGUGAGACAUACUGUACAUUUUGUGUGGGAGGAGGAUGGGGUGCAUUUAUUGAUCUUUUUUUAAUAAAGUGUAAUCAUGGUUAAUUAAACAUGUUGAAAUGGAAUCA